Wasmannia auropunctata (little fire ant) is the source of this 497-nucleotide messenger RNA. RefSeq lists its product as uncharacterized. NCBI's taxonomy places the organism in Eukaryota, Metazoa, Arthropoda, Insecta, Hymenoptera, Formicidae. The record is from RefSeq and is a predicted model, not a curated record. The coding region runs from base 89 to 349 and encodes 86 amino acids. The transcript has 2 exons.
GAUGUAUAUAAAAGACACGGAGUAAUCGAGAAUAGGCAUCGCAGUUUUUGCAGCGAGACAAUCACUUACGCCGGUUACCGCGGUUAAAAUGAUGACCAAAAUCUUUAUUCUCGUUGGCGCUUUUGUGACCGUCUGCUCUGCCGGAGUAAUUCCAGCGAUUUCAACGAUUCCGGCGGCAGUGCCAGCAGCUUUGACAGUCGGAACCUACGCCACGAGUUACAACGCACACGCUAUUAAUCAUGCCAUAGCCGCCCCAUAUGUAGCAGCUGCACCUGCGCCAUUGGCUUAUUCCGCUUAUCCCGCUCUGUCGGCCGCCUAUUCCGCCCCUAUCAUUACCGGAAGACGCUAAAACGAAACAGGCGAAAACCUAGCCAAUCUGCCUCCGAUGGAUCCAGUAAACUCUAACUGGCAAUUGCUGCAUUAUUAACAUGCAAUAACUACUUUUUCCAUAUGCUUCAUCUUUACAUAUUGCAAAUAUACAAAUAUACUGAUCGUGA